Penicillium vulpinum is the source of this 933-nucleotide messenger RNA. Its product is annotated as WW domain-containing protein. Gene Ontology annotation, molecular function: protein binding. The record is from RefSeq and is a predicted model, not a curated record. The transcript is spliced from 2 exons. NCBI's taxonomy places the organism in Eukaryota, Fungi, Ascomycota, Eurotiomycetes, Eurotiales, Aspergillaceae. Bases 1 to 933 code for a protein of 310 amino acids.
AUGUCGUACGCCCCGCCUUCCGGGCCUCCCCCACCUUCAGUACCCGAGGGAUGGACAGCGCAGUAUGACGAUCGAUACCACGCUUGGUUUUAUGUGGACCUUGCCACGGGUAAAUCGCAGUGGGACCGCCCCGAAGUCCCUCCGCCGCGCGAUGACGGCAAUCUUCCACCCAAUUAUCAUGCGCCAUCAUACAGCAAUGCUGGACCUGGCGACCCAGCUGCAAUAGCUAGUAUGGGAGACCAGAAACAACCCAUGGGCUCAAACAAUCCCUAUAAUUCUUCAACAAAUACUGGCCCAGGAAACGCCAGCCCUCACAUGAUCGACGAGGACGCACGACUUGCCGCCAAGCUCCAAGCCGAGGAAGACGCCCAGGCCCGCACACGAGGAACCGGAGCCGGACCGGGAGAUCGCGGUACCUCAUCAGACUACUACAACGAUGUUUCGCGGCCGCAGUCCACCGGCCCAGGCGGAUAUGUGGCGGGCCCAGCCAGCCCGAUGCCUGAGCAGGAACAGAAGCGCAGCAAGGGUGGAUUUUUGAGUAAGCUGCUGGGCAAGACCUCGAGCUCAAGCAGUAGGCCGCCUCGGCAGCAGCAACAGUACGCCUCAUAUGCUCAGCAAGGUCCUCCUUCUGGUGCAUACUACGGUGGUGGUGGUUAUCCCCCGCAGCAUAGCCCCCAGCCUGGAUAUGGGCAUCCCGGACAGGGAUACGGAGGUGGAUAUGGAGGAUACCCGCAGCAGGGUGGCUAUUACCAGCAGCGACCGUCUCGCAGGCAAGGUGGAGGAGGUAUGGGCACUGCCGGUGCUGCUGCCUUGGGUGUUGGCGGUGGUCUGCUUGGUGGUAUGCUAAUUGCUGACGCCAUGGAUGAUGAUCACGAUGAUGAUUACGGCGGUGGUGGUGAUGAUUAUGGCGGUGGUGAUGAUGGUGGCGAUUGA